This is a messenger RNA of Eruca vesicaria subsp. sativa (arugula), 1940 nucleotides long. The record is from the annotation of a GenBank genome assembly. Lineage: Eukaryota; Viridiplantae; Streptophyta; Magnoliopsida; Brassicales; Brassicaceae.
CCCGGUAAUAGCUACACAGCCGUCUUCUCUCUUCAGCCACUUGGCAUCUUCGUCUCAUUCUCCGUCGGGCAGGCGUAUUAAGAGCAACGACUAGGAGAUUUACUUUCUCAACUAAGUUAAAGUCAGUGACAACCAUGGCAGCUGUUCAAGAACACCCUGGGAAUCUAAAACGCCAGCUGGAGAAUCUCUUUGAUGCGUCUCUUAGAUCAACGGUUCCUCAUGAAACUAGUGUUGAGACAGAAGUUACUGCUUGCCUUCCUGGGAGACCUGGAGAUUACCAAUGUAACAAUGCAAUGGGUCUCUGGUCCAUUAUUAAAGGAAAGAAAACUCAGUUCAAAGGUCCUCCAGCUGUUGGACAGGCUCUUUUGAAGAAUCUACCUGCUUCUGAGAUGGUGGAGUCAGAGUUAUGCUCUGUGGCUGGACCUGGUUUUGUUAAUGUCAUACUAUCAUCCAAGUGGAUGGCUAAGAGUAUUGAAACUAUGCUUAUCGAUGGGAUUGACACAUGGGCGCCUACUCUACCAGUUAAGAGAGCUGUAGUUGAUUUUUCAUCUCCAAACAUUGCUAAAGAGAUGCACGUUGGUCAUUUAAGACCAACUAUCAUCGGUGACACGCUUGCUCGCAUGCUUGAGUACUCAAAGGUUGAAGUUCUGCGCAGAAACCAUGUUGGUGAUUGGGGAACACAGUUUGGGAUGCUCAUUGAGUAUCUCUUUGAGAAGUUUCCUGAUACAGAGAGUGUCACUGAGACAGCAAUUGGUGAUCUUCAGACGUUUUACCAAAAAUCAAAGAGUAAAUUUGAUUAUGAUCCGGAGUUCAAGGAAAAGGCACAAAAAUCUGUAGUCCGUCUACAGGGAGGAGAUCCUACUUACCUCAAGGCCUGGACUAAGAUUUGUGAUAUUAGCCGAGCCGAGUUUUCCAAGAUUUAUCAACGCCUUGGAGUUGUUCUUGAAGAGAAGGGAGAGAGCUUCUACAAUCCCUAUAUCCCUAAAGUAAUUGAGGAACUAAAUAGCAAGGGUUUGAUUGAAGAAAGUGAGGGUGCUCGUGUCAUUUUCCUUGAAGGCUUCAGCAUCCCACUCAUAGUUGUAAAAAGUGACGGUGGUUUUAACUAUGCCUCUACAGAUCUUACUGCUCUUUGGUAUCGGCUUAAUGAAGAGAAAGCUGAGUGGAUUGUAUACUUGACUGAUGCUGGCCAACAUCAGCAUUUUAGCAUGUUUUUCAAAGGUCUUGGCAAUGGUUAUAUGAAUCAGGCUGCAAGAAAAGCUGGUUGGCUACCAGAGAGUGAUAAAACUUACCCUAGAGUUGACCAUGUUGGCUUUGGUCUCGUCAAGAGAAACGAUGGCAAGCCGUUUAAAACUCGGUCUUCAAAGGUAGUUCGACUAGUUGAUUUGCUAGAUGAGGCCAAGACUCGCGGCAAAGCUGCCCUUGUUGAGCGUGGUAAAGACAAAGAAUGGACUCCAGAGGAGCUGGACCAAACAGCUGAGGCUAUUGGAUAUGGUGCAAUAAAGUAUGCUGACUUGAAGAACAACAGAUCGACUAGUUAUACUUUCAACUUCGAUCAAAUGCUUAGUGACAAGGGAAACACAGCCGUUUACCUUCUUUACGCACAUGCUCGGAUCUGUUCAAUCAUUAAAAAGUCUGGCAAAGACAUUGAUGAGCUUAAAAAGACAGGGAAGUUAGCAUUGAAUCAUCCAGAAGAACGAGCAUUAGGGCUUCACUUGCUUCGAUUUGCUGAGACGGUUGAGGCAGCUUGUACCAACUUGUUACCGCAUGUUCUCUGCGAGUACCUAUACGAGUUAUCUGAACGCUACACCACAUUCUAUUCAGUUCAUCAGGUGAUUGGUUCAGCAGAGGAGGCAAGCCGUCUUCUACUUUGUGAAGCAACAGCUAUAGUGAUGAGGAAAUGCUUUCACCUUCUUGGAAUCACCCCUGUUUACAAGAUUUGA